AUGCCAAUAAUGCGUAUGAGAGCUGAAAAGAAGAUGCGCAAGCAUCUUCUUGAGCAACUCAAAGCUAGAAAGAUCCUUGGUGCUAGAAUAGCCAAAGGCGAGAAGACUGAAAAAGAUUUGAUCAGUUUAAAUAUGGCACCACAAGUUUUUUUAUUCAAAAAUCUAUUCAGUGGCCAAGUAUUAUAUUCUCAGGUACCAGCAUAUCAUCAAGAUCAAAUUGAUAUGCAAUUUUUGAGACCUAAUUGGGAGAACAGGAAACCUAGCCGAAGAAAUGAUCUUUGGAGAAUUAUGUGUGUGGCUAAUUUCAGCUCUUAUGAGUAUGCUGUAGCUGCUUACAAUGGAUUAGUACAAUUACGUAAAGUUAGGGAUACAAUUAAGCAGAAGGAUGCUAAACUGAUGAGAAAAAAGAAUGAUGAAGGUAAUACAUGGUAUUCAGGACAAUACCGACCAACGUAUUCUCAGGAGGCCGUUGCCGACUUGUCACAUGUUAUAGAAGAGUUUGAAUUGGAGAAUACAAUUUUGCACUGGGAAAAUUUAUGGAGAAAAGGAGAUGACGAACACUGGAGACCAGAUUUGGUUUUGCACGAAACGCUUCCUCCUUUUGAUCCGAGGCAACAAACUAUCCUCCUCGAUGACCUUAGAGCAAAAGCUGUAGAAGAGUUUUCUAAGUUAAGAGAAUCCAUUGAAGCUCAAAAACUAGCUGAAUCAAACGCUCAACUCACUUAG
This is a messenger RNA of Priceomyces carsonii, 726 nucleotides long. Its product is annotated as mitochondrial 54S ribosomal protein mL67. Gene Ontology annotation, molecular function: structural constituent of ribosome; single-stranded DNA binding; DNA strand exchange activity. Gene Ontology annotation, biological process: DNA recombination. Gene Ontology annotation, cellular component: mitochondrion. The record is from RefSeq and is a predicted model, not a curated record. NCBI's taxonomy places the organism in Eukaryota, Fungi, Ascomycota, Pichiomycetes, Serinales, Debaryomycetaceae. The transcript has a single exon. The coding region runs from base 1 to 726 and encodes 241 amino acids.